GGUGGGGCAACCAUCCAAGGACUGGGGAAAAAAGAAGCGGAGAGUUUCAGUCAGUGCCAGUAGAAAAAAAAAAACCCAAAGAAAAACAAGCAGCGAACAAGCGUUAUACGGUCCGGAUUUUCAGGUAAAAAUGGCAUCAGGCAGUACCAGCAGUGAUGAGGAGAGAAGUCUGCGGGAGUGUGAGCUGUAUGUCCAGAAACACAACAUCCAGCAGCUUCUCAAGGACUGCAUUGUCCAGCUGUGCACGUCGAGACCAGAAAGGCCAAUGGCAUUUCUCAGAGAGCUCUUUGAGAGACUGGAGAAGGAGGAGGCCAAGCAAAUUCUGAUCCAGCAGAAGUCAAACUCUCGCUCGGACUCACGGGAGGAUGAGAUCUCUCCACCCCCACCCAUGAACCCUGUGGUGAAGGGGCGGCGGCGGCGUGGAGCCAUCAGUGCUGAGGUCUACACUGAAGAAGAUGCUGCCUCCUAUGUCCGAAAGGUUAUUCCUAAGGACUACAAGACAAUGGCUGCUCUGGCUAAAGCUAUUGAAAAGAAUGUUCUGUUUGCACAUCUUGAUGACAAUGAGAGGAGUGACAUAUUUGAUGCCAUGUUUUCUGUCACUUACAUUGCUGGCGAGAGAGUUAUACAGCAAGGUGAUGAAGGUGAUAACUUCUAUGUGAUCGACCAAGGUGAUAUGGAUGUGUAUGUAAACAACGAAUGGGUGACCAGUAUUGGAGAGGGUGGUAGUUUUGGAGAGCUCGCCUUGAUUUAUGGUACUCCCAGAGCAGCCACUGUGAAAGCAAAAACCAAUGUGAAACUAUGGGGCAUUGACAGAGACAGCUACAGGAGAAUAUUAAUGGGAAGUACCCUGAGAAAGAGGAAGAUGUAUGAAGAAUUCCUUACCAAAGUGUCAAUCUUAGAGUCUUUGGAUAAAUGGGAGCGCUUGACAGUGGCUGAUGCCCUGGAACCUGUACAGUUUGAGGAUGGGCAGAAGAUUGUGGUGCAGGGAGAACCUGGGGAUGAAUUCUUCAUUAUUCUAGAGGGAUCAGCUGCUGUGUUGCAGCGCAGGUCAGAGCAUGAAGAGUUUGUGGAGGUUGGAAGACUGGGGCCAUCGGAUUAUUUUGGUGAAAUCGCCCUGUUAAUGAAUCGUCCACGUGCUGCCACUGUUGUAGCUCGUGGCCCCUUGAAGUGUGUGAAGCUUGACCGACCUCGAUUUGAACGUGUCCUGGGUCCAUGUUCAGAUAUUCUCAAACGAAACAUCCAGCAAUACAACAGCUUUGUCUCGCUGUCUGUCUGAGGGUUUUUAGUCCACCCCGUCUCUUAAUGCAGGGUCCACAAAUGCAAUCUGCUUUGUUUUUCACAUUUACACCCACCUGUCCACCAGCAUCACUGCUUCCUUUGUCUGUCUGUCUGUUUGUCUUUAUAUGUACCCAGUGCAACGUCUUCUAUGCAUAAGCUUUGUGUCCUUUCUAUAAUGCAGCAUUUCUAGUAUUCUUUAAAAAAAAAAAUUGAUGAACGAGGUUUCCACUGUCACAUCAUGUGUGCAGAUAAGAAUCGUGUCAAAACUGUUUGACUGACUUUUCAAAGAUUGCAAUUGCUGUAUGAAGCUUCGUUAGCAAAGGUAGAAAUAGAACAAGAAUAACAGCAGAAAAUAUGAAAAUGUUGUGUUUCAAGGCUAAAAACCUUUACGAUCCUUUUGAAUACAAAAAAAUGCAGUUUUUUAGUAUUUUAAUAUUUGGCAUCUGUAACUGAAAAUAAGUGAUCUGCUGUAUUGCAUGUUUUGAUGGUUCAUUUCAAGAGUACUUAAAUAGUGUCACCAGUAGGACCUUGGUGAGAUUUCUGUUAUGUUUUUAAUAGUUGCAUAUAUAUUGGAUUUUAAGUUACCCUACUGGAUUUGUUGCACAGUUCCAGUGGUUUUAAAAAAAAAAACAAAAAAAAACCCGUAAACAAUGUUACUUUGCACCUGUUGGUUUUCAUGGCUGCAUUGCGCUUCAAUAUUGUAUUUCUGAAAUUUGAUCUGUCAAUUCUUUAGGCACGAAACUGAAAAUAUUUUUAAGCCUCCUAUUCUUUAAAAAAGAACUGCUAUACUAUAAUAUUUGUUUAUAGUAUUGGCCCUCUUAAAAAAAAAAAAAAAAAAAAAAAAGCACUUUGUGAUACGAUUCAAUUGGGGGGA
Messenger RNA from Polyodon spathula (Mississippi paddlefish), 2152 nucleotides. Its product is annotated as cAMP-dependent protein kinase type I-alpha regulatory subunit-like. The coding region runs from base 131 to 1276 and encodes 381 amino acids. The record is from RefSeq and is a predicted model, not a curated record. Gene Ontology annotation, cellular component: cAMP-dependent protein kinase complex. Gene Ontology annotation, molecular function: cAMP-dependent protein kinase regulator activity. The transcript is spliced from 11 exons. NCBI's taxonomy places the organism in Eukaryota, Metazoa, Chordata, Actinopteri, Acipenseriformes, Polyodontidae. Gene Ontology annotation, biological process: regulation of protein phosphorylation.